AUGUCUCCGCCUUCCGUCAUUGUUGUUGCUCUUAACACCCCACCAGCUCAUCUCUGUAUUUGCGUUAAAGUGCAGUGGGUGGACUGGGAUAACAUAGAUGAUAUGUUCGUGGCCGUUGACACCGACCUCAAGGGCUACGUUACACGGUCACAACUGACCGACUACUUUCGCAGACAGGGAAUUCCACUGGAAAAUGUUGAUAGAUGGUUCCAAUGGUUUGAAGGGAGAAACAAGGGCAUAAUAACGAUCGAGGAUGUCUGUGCAACCCUUGGCAUACCAAUUCCGGUGGAGUACAGGCGAAAAGCCGAAAAUGAGGCUCGGAUGUCGGAAGACCUAAUUCAAGAGACUGCUGCAGCGCCCGCAGUAUUCGCUGCUCCACCGAUGCCAUCAUCACCACCACCAACUAUGGAGAAGUCUAUAAUGGAUGGUGUGGAAGUGUUGCCGGGAAAUGCCGCAACCGACGAUAUCCUUGAGGGUUGUGUACGUUUGGUCAAGGAUUAUCCCGGACAAUUCAAACAGGAAAGCGAUUUGGCAGGCUACUUGAAGGAGCAUAUGGAAAUGAAGUACAGGAAACAUUGGCAAGUCGUUAUCGCCGUUUCCACUAUCGGCUGUGCGGUUGCCCACGAAGUGAAUAUGUUCAUCCACUUCCGCUAUAAAGAUUACAUUUUCCUCUUAUAUCUUGUUCCCGAUUGGAGAGGCCUAUGA
Echinococcus granulosus is the source of this 705-nucleotide messenger RNA. Its product is annotated as Tegument antigen. The record is from RefSeq and is a predicted model, not a curated record. Lineage: Eukaryota; Metazoa; Platyhelminthes; Cestoda; Cyclophyllidea; Taeniidae. Gene Ontology annotation, cellular component: dynein complex. Gene Ontology annotation, molecular function: calcium ion binding. The transcript has 4 exons. Gene Ontology annotation, biological process: microtubule-based process. The coding region runs from base 1 to 705 and encodes 234 amino acids.